Heterostelium album PN500 is the source of this 1056-nucleotide messenger RNA. RefSeq lists its product as uncharacterized. NCBI's taxonomy places the organism in Eukaryota, Evosea, Eumycetozoa, Acytosteliales, Acytosteliaceae. Gene Ontology annotation, cellular component: membrane. The transcript has 4 exons. Bases 1 to 1056 code for a protein of 351 amino acids. Gene Ontology annotation, biological process: protein localization to membrane. The record is from RefSeq and is a predicted model, not a curated record.
AUGACCUCCAGAAUGUUUGACUAUCAAAAGAUUGCAAUUUCAUUACAAGCUGUAAGACAUGAUGUUUUCAGAACACCAAAGAAUCCGAUGAUCUUGUCAAGUUUGGUUGGUGGUGGAUUCCAAUUGUUCAUCACAGUAUUAAUCACUUUGAUAUUAUCGAAUAUCAUACCACCAUAUUCAAACAGUGGAUCUCUUCAUUCCAAUCUUUUGUAUUGUUAUUUAUUCACUGGUAUUAUUUCAGGAUAUGCAUCGAAAAGAGUUUAUCAAUCAAUGAAUGCAAAGAAUAAUGGAUUAAAAUUUGAUAUUCAAUUCUCAUUUUUAAUAUCAUUUUUAAUUCCAGGUAUUCUAUUUUCAUACUAUAUCUUGUUUAUGUUGUCUGUUUCAAAUUCAGUUGGAGCAACAAACACACCAUCCUUUAAAAACAUGGUUGUUUGUUUUGUAAUAUGGAUAUUUGUUCAUACACCAAUGGUAUUCAUUGGAUUGUUUAUUGCCAACAAACAAUCACAUCCAGAAAUACCAAUUCAACCUUCAGCAUCACCACAUAUAUAUCCUUCAAGUAAAUUAGGAAUUACAUUCUUAGUAAUCGUGUUAUUCGGACUCACCAAUACCGUAGAAUUUAACGCUCAGUUUAUUACCUACGACUAUGCCAACUACUCAAGAUUUACCUAUUUCGAUAUUUACAGCUAUGUAUCAACUGAAUAUAUAUUUUCAGCUCUCUUUGUUGGUGCCGUUGCUCUCAAUUACACUUUACUAUUCCUUUCAUAUGAGAUUCACAAUUGGAAUUGGAGAGUAUAUGAAAUGAACACUGGAACAAUAGUAUUCUUUAUCCUAUAUCAGUACUUCUUCUCUAGUUUAUAUCAUAUUUCUUUUGAUGAUUCCACAUCAAAAUUCUAUUAUUUCGCAGUAACAGGAUUCAGAUCAUUAAUCAUUUAUUUCCUCAAUAGUUCCAUCUCUUAUCUUUCAUCUUAUCUAUUUGUAAGAGUUUUAUACAGUAAAAAAUAUCUUGGUGGUAAACCUCUUUUCAGAGAAGAGAGUAUGUCUUUAAUUAUUGCUUAA